CGCGCCGCCAGUCGCCUGCCGGGCUCGCCGACGGCACCACAGCCCUGCAUCCACCUGUACGGUGAUACGCGAAAGUCGAUACGUUAUUAUUUGUAUUCACGAGGUGCAUUAAUCAAGCACACUCCUGUAUAAAGGAUAGCCGUAUACUUUUUCCGUUCAUCGCGCCUCCGAAUAACUGCACAUAACUGCGUAGAACCAGCUUUUCAAAAUGACGAGCAUCUACAACUGGUACAGAGACCUCUUGGAUAACAGGAGUGAUCCCCGGGUGAAGGAUUGGCCGAUGACGUCGUCGCCGUUGCCCACGGUCGCGAUAUGUCUGGCCUACGCCUACUUCUCCAAAUCCAUCGGGCCCAGGCUCAUGGCCAACAGGAAACCCUUCGAGCUGAGGGGCGUCCUCAUAGUAUAUAACCUAUUCCAAACCCUCUUCAGCGCCUGGAUAUUCUAUGAGUACCUAAUGAGCGGCUGGUGGGGUGAAUACAACUUCACUUGUCAACUCGUCGACUAUUCGCGGAGGCCGACAGCAAUGAGGAUGGCAGCCACGUGCUGGUGGUACUACUUCAGCAAGUUCACAGAGUUCUUCGACACGCUGUUCUUCAUUCUGCGCAAGAAGAACGAGCAGGUGUCCACGCUGCAUGUGAUACACCACGGCAUCAUGCCCUUCUCAGUGUGGAUGGGCCUGAAAUUCGCGCCAGGCGGCCACAGCACGUUCUUCGCGCUGCUCAACACGUUCGUGCACAUCGUCAUGUACUUCUACUACAUGGUCUCAGCCAUGGGACCAAAGUACCAGAAGUACAUCUGGUGGAAGAAGUACCUCACCGCUUUCCAGAUGGUGCAGUUCGUGAUGAUCUUCAGUCACCAGCUGCAGGUGCUGUUCCGGCCGUCGUGCCAGUACCCGCACGUGUUCGUCUACUGGAUCGCCAUGCACGGGUUCCUCUUCCUGUUCCUCUUCAGCGACUUCUACAAGGCGAGAUACACGCAGAAGGUGCAGAAACGCGCCGAUGGACUUUGUAUGGCGGUGGACGUGGGCGCGACGCGCGGCUACAAGGAGGGCUCGCAGGUGCCGAGCGCGUACGCGUCGUCGGCCGCGGACGCCUUCGUGCGGCGGCGGCCCGUCUCAUAGUGCCUGUGCCUGCAGACAUGUUACACGAAACUUUCUUAAUGCACAAACUCACCGCAACUCGAAUGCCUUGUAAUUUCUCUAAGUACAGAACUAUGUUCCGAAUAUAUUCUAUGGAUUGUUAUCGAUUCGGCGAGAUGUAGGAUGUUUAAUGAGGUGUGGUCUGUAAUUUUUAGUCACAAUUGUAGAUCUUACUUUGAUUUCUUCGCGAUAUCGUGGACGGGCAUUGUGUAUUAUCGUCACUGUAAAUAAUAAUGUUUUUGUAACGUUCGGGUCUCGGCUUACGUUUUGAGGAGGGUAGUGGAUUGUUUGUAAAUAUUAUUUUAUCGCUUAGGUAGUCCAUAAUGCGAAUAACUGAAAUACGUUACCAUAAAAUUCUGUAAGAUGUCCAGUGUCCAUAUUAUUUCGGUAUUUUCCUAAAUAAAAUGUAUUUUCGUAGUUUCUUUCACGUAUAUGAUGUCUACUGUUAAUACCAAAAAAUGAACAAGUAUAUGAAUCGACACGAUGUGUCGGGUCUGUGUGAAUACUGUAUAGAUUGCAUUUAAGUUGUGACAUGAAUAUUGUACUUGUUCGCGAGUACGGGAGCAGCGGCGGCAGGGGCCGCUGGUAGGUUAUGUAGAUGUGUGCGCGGGCGACGAUUCGCCGAAUAAUGUUAAUUAUUAUUUUGUAUCAUGUUUUGGUGUAUUAAUGCUUUGAAUGUUGUGCAAUGUGAAGCGCCGGUUGCUUGUCGCGACAGAUAUGCUCAAAUAAUACUGCGUAUUCACCGUUUUGCUAUUCUAUUUAUUAUUUUAAUAAAGAAGUUUACAGUA
Cydia splendana is the source of this 1926-nucleotide messenger RNA. Its product is annotated as very long chain fatty acid elongase 7-like. Gene Ontology annotation, molecular function: fatty acid elongase activity. The coding region runs from base 209 to 1120 and encodes 303 amino acids. Gene Ontology annotation, cellular component: endoplasmic reticulum membrane. Lineage: Eukaryota; Metazoa; Arthropoda; Insecta; Lepidoptera; Tortricidae. The record is from RefSeq and is a predicted model, not a curated record. The transcript has 8 exons. Gene Ontology annotation, biological process: fatty acid elongation, saturated fatty acid; fatty acid elongation, monounsaturated fatty acid; very long-chain fatty acid biosynthetic process.